CCGCGGCCGCGCGUGGCAGUGAAAAUGGCCUUUCGCAAAGCCUACUCCAUCAAAGACAAGCUUCAGGCCAUCGAGCGCGUCAAGGGCGGCGAGCGGCAAGCCAACGUGUGCCGCGACUUCGGCGUGCCCGGCGGCACGCUGCGCGGCUGGCUCAAGGACGAGCCCAAGCUGCGCUGGUUCCUGGAGCAGCUGGGCGGCGAGGUGGGCACGCAGCGCAAGAAGAUGCGGCUGGCCAACGAGGAGGAGAUCGACCGCGCCGUGUAUGCCUGGUUCCUGGCGCUGCGCCAGCACGGCGUACCACUGUCCGGCCCGCUCAUCCAGGCGCAGGCCGAGGCCUUCGCGCGCCAAAUCUACGGCCCCGAGUGCACCUUCAAGGCCAGCCACGGCUGGUUCUGGCGCUGGCAGAAGCGCCACGGCAUCUCCAGCCAGCGCAUCUACGGCGAGGCCGAGCUUCCGCCGCCCGAGCCGGGCCCGCCGCCCGUGCCCAGCCCACCAGUCAAGGAAGAGCCGGUGCCAAGGCUGCCCAGGGCUGCGGGGCCGUUUUCGGCCCGCCUGUCGGUCCCGCUGCCCCCCGCUGACGGCGGCUAUGGCGACGAACAGAUCUACAACGCCGACGUCACUGGCCUCUACUGGAAGCUGCUCCCGGAGCAAGCGACGCCCCGGGGCGCAGGGGACGGAGACUGUGGCCGGCGUUGGCGGGGCGACAGGGUGACGGUGCUGCUGGCCGCCAACCUGACAGGCAGCCACAAGCUGAAGCCGCUCAUCAUCGGGCAGCUGCCCGACCCGCCCAGCCUGCGGCACCACAACCAGGACAAGUUUCCCGCCUCGUACCGCUAUAGCCCUGAUGCCUGGCUCAGCCGCCCGCUGCUGCGAGGCUGGUUCUUUGAGGAAUUCGUCCCUGGCGUCAAGCGCUACCUGCGCCGUAGCUGCCUGCAGCAGAAGGCCGUGCUGCUGCUGGUGGCCCACCCUCCGGGCCCGAGCCCGGCCACCAGGACGCCGGCCCAGGGCGAGAGCGAGGAGGCCCCCCUGCGGGCCCGGCCUGAGCCCCCGGAGGAGCUGCAGACACCCGAUGGCGCUGUGCGCGUACUGUUCCUCCCCGGAGGCAGCCGCCGAGCGCAGAUCCCCGCGCCGCUGGAGCAGGGCGUGGUGGCUGCCUUCAAGCAGCUGUACAAACGUGAGCUGCUGCGCCUGGCCGUGUCCUGCGCAGGAGGCUCCCCGCUGGACUUCCUGCGCGGCUUCAUGCUCAAGGACAUGCUGUACCUGGCAGGACUCUCCUGGGACCUGGUGCAGGCAGGCAGCAUUGAGCGCUGCUGGCUGCUGGGCCUGCGGGCCGCCUUCGAGCCCCGGGCAGAGGUGUGUGUGGGACCGCCGGCCAGCCAGACGGAGGUGACUGCAGAGCACAGCCGGGUGCUCAGCGACCUCUCCCAUUUGGCCUCCCUGGCGUAUAAGCGCCUGGCGCCCGAAGAGGUGGCUGCGUGGCUACACCUGGAUGAUGAAGGGGGGCUGCCCGAUGGCUGCCCAGAAGAUCCUGCCAUGCGCCUCUCACCCUGGCCUGUCCCCGAGGCCCCUGCACCCCAGGCCAGCCAGCCCCCACGCCUGGCAGGCGGAAGGGAGGCAAGAGAAGGGCCUACGGCAGCUGAGCGGGAAGAAACCAUGCUGCCCACAGCAGGAGAGGCCAUCCGGGGUCUGGAGAUGGCUUUACGGUGGCUGGAGAGCCAAGACCUCGAGAAAGUAGGGCCGCUGAAGCUGGCCCAGCUGCGUGCUCUCCUCUGCUUGGCCCGUCGCCUGGGGGGCAGUGCCUGAGGACGAGGUGUGGCCACAAGCCUGCCCCCCCAGGCCUUUAUUCCUGAUACACUUGAAGACGCAUUACUCCAUGUCCCCUCCUAGAUGGGAAGGGGUCCAUUGGUGGAGAGUCAUCUGCCACCCCACACAUAACCAUUCUCCACUCGGGAACUUGGGUCAUAUUUAGCCGAGGUCCCUGCAGGCCCCUAUGGGGCCAGCUUCUGGUGUGGUAGCGUGCCUGUCUGCACUCCCCGUUGUCUGUUACAUGCACUGGACAAUGGCCCAGACCAAGCCUGAUUCCUGGUGCUACGUGGCCACUCUCAGAGAUGCAUGCGAUUUGUUUUUGUCUUGGACACACUCGGUACAACUUAAAAAACACUCCCAAGAGGGCCCAGAGAACAGGCAGGGCAGUGGGCACUGGGUGCGGGCCAGGUGCUGGUGGUGUGUCAAGGUGUCUGUCAGUGACCCAGAGGGCUGGUACCCAGUGAUGCCCCCACCCCUUCUCCCUCCCCCAUAGGGCCUGUGGGAAACUCACUUGUUCUGGGGCCCGCUUUGUGCAGCCAAGCACCUGGGACCAUUAGCAGAGCCUUUGUGGCCUCCUGGCUCCUGCUUCCCCCGCCUCCCCAGCACACCAGUUUUGGCGAGGAGAGGGGCUGGUCUAUGCAAUACCAGCAGCUUCCAGAGGGGGCGCUGAAGCACAGCUUCUGUUACCAGCCCGGACACCACUGGAGCCAUGGUGCCCCACACAACUGUUCCUGGGGAACAUCGAGGAGGAGCAACUUCAGCAGGAGUCCAGGACUGUAAAGCAUCCCUUGAGCGGCCUCCCUGGAGAAGGGGUGCAUAGUCACUGAGCACUGGGGCUGGCUGGCCUCAGACCUGGUGGGCAGUAAGAGGGACCUGGCUGAGGAUGGUGGCACCAAGUGAGGGCUGACUGGCCCUGGCCAAGGGCGUGCGACCGACCAGCCACGAGCCUGUAGCCUAGGUUUAUCUCAUCAAACUGCCAGUUGAGCCUUUCUGGGCUGGCAGGGUCGACUGAGGUGCUGAGGACCCCUUCUGCGGCCCCCGCGUGUGCUGCUGAUGACCUGGGAAACCCCUCCGGGCAGUGUGAACUGUCAUCCUUCCAGAAAUGGAGCUUGAAGGGUCCUGAGUGCAGCAGGGAGGCAGGCUUCAGCCUUGCACCCUGUGGGUGGAGGAGGCUGCGACAGUCCUUACCCAGCCCCUCGUCCAAGGGAGGCCGUAACCCGUGCUAACUCCCACUGCACACCAGCCCUCCCACUUCAGCUGGGGCCCAGGGUGGGCAGUGCCCACAGUCUGACCCCAACAUGGCUUCCUAAACCCUCCACCAGUUACUACCAUGAAGGCCAGGGCGACCAAGGUACCUACCUGGCUUCUCAGGGUCCCAGGCCGCAGCAGUGGUAGCUGACACCAUGGGACAGCCCUGCUCCUGCCUGGCCCUGCACUGCCCAGGUGGCCUCCCACCUGAGCCCUGGCAGUGGGCUAGAGGUUGCAGCAAUGACUGUGGGUAAAACCUGGCGGGGCAUGGGGGGGAUUGGCCCAGAGGCUUGCCCAUGCCCCUCCUAUGGGCCUCACCCUCUAGCCAGGCCUUCCAGCAGAGCACAUCUCGUGCUGGGGGUGCCCAGUCAAGGCUUAGACCCAAAGGCACCCGUGCAAGGGGACUGCCAGCUCCAGUGACAGGUUUGGUGGGAAGUCCUUUAACCUCCUGGAAACCAAGUUAACCUGGCUGGCAUCCCUCCCCCAAGGACAGUGAUUUACAAUAAAGUUUCAACAUGGGAACUCCCUUCAGGGAGCAGA
Molecule: messenger RNA, 3594 nt
Organism: Echinops telfairi (small Madagascar hedgehog)
Lineage: Eukaryota; Metazoa; Chordata; Mammalia; Afrosoricida; Tenrecidae
Gene: TIGD5
Product: tigger transposable element derived 5
Exons: 1
Coding region: 25-1803 (592 amino acids)
Cellular component (GO): nucleus
Molecular function (GO): DNA binding
Source: RefSeq, a predicted model, not a curated record